AUGCUCGAAACUGGUCCCGUAAAAAACACACCCGAAGGCAACACCUUCCAAUAUCAAUCCAAACUCUCCAAGCUACCUAUUCCAGACCUCCAAGGCACUAUUGAUCGCUAUUUAUCAGCUCUGAAACCUUUGCAGUCUGAAGAAGAACAUGAAAAAAGUCGAGCUGCUGCAGAAUCAUUUUUGAAUCACGAAGGCCCUUCUCUUCAAGAAGAGCUCAAGGAGUAUGCUGCUGACAAGCAAUCCUACAUUGAAGAGUUUUGGUAUGACUCGUAUCUCCAGACAACGGAUCCCGUGGUGCUCAAUCUCAAUCCCUUCUUUUUGUUGGAGGACGAUCCCACGCCACAACGCAAUGACCAAGUCGUGCGUGCAGCCUCUCUCAUUUACUCGACAUUGACCUUUAUUGAUGCGUUGAGGAAGCGAACAUUGGAGCCUGAUGUCUUUCGUGGUACGCCACUAUGCAUGUCACAGUUUACGCGGCUGUUUGCUACGUCUCGUGUGCCCACCGACAAUGGAUGCUACAUUGCACCUUCCGAAGACUCUCGACACAUUGUGGUGCUAGCCCACUCUCAGUUUUAUCAUUUUGAAGUGUUUGAUGAAAAUGGCGACUUUGCAUUGACAGAGAAGGAGAUUGCACAAAACCUUCGAGCUAUCAAGAACGAUGCAAGAAAGGUGCCCGUUACAGAAAUUGCAAAGAAUGCCAUUGGUGUCUUGACAACCGAGAAUCGUCGCAACUGGGCUCGUUUGAGAAAGGAUUUACAAAAUGAUCCAGUGAAUCGGGAUGCGCUUCAAGUCGUGGAUACAGCUUUAUUCAUUGUGUGCCUGGACCAUGUGUCGCCAUCCAACGUGGAGGAGUUGAGCACCAACAUGCUAUGUGGCACCUACAAGUUGGAUCAAGGAUUACAAGUGGGCACUUGUACCAAUCGUUGGUACGACAAGCUACAGAUCAUUGUAUGCCAAAACGGAAGCGCUGGUAUCAACUUUGAGCACACAGGCGUUGAUGGUCACACGGUCUUACGUUAUGUCUCCGACAUUUACACGGACACCAUCCUACGAUUCGCCAAGACUAUCAACAGCCAAACCAAGUCCAUCUUCCAUUCUCAAAAUACCCAAGAUGCUUCAUCCCCAGGCCGUCGUGGAAGUGCCUCGUCAGGUUCAUCGGCCUUUGAUAGCAACCCACGUCGUAUCGAAUGGAACAUGACUCGUGAUUUGACUUUGGGCGUACGCUUUGCUGAAACAAGACUCUCUGAUUUGAUCCUCCAAAAUGAAGUCAAAGUCCUCGAAUUCACAAAGUAUGGCAAAUACUUUAUCACUGACAUGAAAAUGAGUCCCGAUGCUUUUGUUCAGAUGGCCUAUCAAGCAGCUUAUUAUGGUCUCUAUGGCAAAUCCGAUUGUACCUAUGAACCUGUGAUGACGAAAACGUUUUUGCACGGACGCACGGAAUCCAUCCGCAGUGUAACAGAGACCUCCAAACAGUUCCUUGACACGUUUUACUCGCCCACAGCCUCAUCGCAUGAAAAGUUGGAAGCAUUACGCAAGGCUUUGAAAAGACAUACGGCUCUCACGCGUGAAUGUGCCAAGGGUCUUGGUCAUGAUCGUCAUCUCUAUGCACUUGAAUGCUUGUGGGAGCGUACGCACAAAGGUGAAAAGAAGCCUCUUAUCUUUACGGACAGCGGCUGGAAAACGAUGAACCAUACGGUGAUCAGCACAUCCAAUUGUGGUAAUCCUGCAUUGCGACUCUUUGGUUUUGGCCCUGUUGUAUCGGAUGGCUUUGGUAUUGGAUACAUUAUCAAGGAAGACGGCAUUGCUUUUGUUGCAUCCUCCAAGCAUCGUCAAACCGAACGCUUCCUUUCUACAUUGGAAAACGUCUUGCUUGAAAUCCAAUCCAUGUUACUCAAAGAAAAGUAUCCCAGUGGUCUAUCGCAACGACAACGAUUGCUUGCCAUGGAGGAAGCCCACGAAAUCGCUAAUGGCUAUAGCUACUUUGAUAAUGGUGACGAGUUUUCCGAUUCCUCAUCCCAAAGCAGUACUACUCGCAAGAUUGGCAAGCGUUUGGUCCUCACACCUUGA
This is a messenger RNA of Lichtheimia ornata, 2067 nucleotides long. RefSeq lists its product as uncharacterized. Bases 1 to 2067 code for a protein of 688 amino acids. Gene Ontology annotation, molecular function: carnitine O-acetyltransferase activity. NCBI's taxonomy places the organism in Eukaryota, Fungi, Mucoromycota, Mucoromycetes, Mucorales, Lichtheimiaceae. Gene Ontology annotation, biological process: carnitine metabolic process. The transcript is spliced from 8 exons. The record is from RefSeq and is a predicted model, not a curated record. Gene Ontology annotation, cellular component: mitochondrion.